Messenger RNA from Populus euphratica (Euphrates poplar), 1123 nucleotides. RefSeq names its product cysteine-rich receptor-like protein kinase 10. The transcript is spliced from 4 exons. Lineage: Eukaryota; Viridiplantae; Streptophyta; Magnoliopsida; Malpighiales; Salicaceae. The record is from RefSeq and is a predicted model, not a curated record. The coding region runs from base 70 to 1002 and encodes 310 amino acids. Gene Ontology annotation, biological process: protein phosphorylation. Gene Ontology annotation, cellular component: plasma membrane. Gene Ontology annotation, molecular function: protein serine/threonine kinase activity; ATP binding.
AUUCUGUUAUUUGUCAAUCUCUCAAUACACAAAUUCGAAAAUGCAUCACACUUUGGCCCACAAAUAUUAAUGCUUAUUAGAAUAGUUUGUGCUCAGGGUACGUUAGAGGAUGGCAAAGAAGUUGCAGUUAAGAGGCUCUCAAGAACUUCUGGUCAAGGACAAAGAGAAUUCCUGAACGAAGUCGUUUUAAUCGCCAGAUUACAACACAGAAAUCUUGUCAGACUCUUGGGAUGCUGCCUGGAAAAAAAUGAAAAGUUACUUAUAUACGAGUAUAUGCCCAAUAAAAGCCUCGAUGUCUUUCUUUUUGGUUCUAGCAAUGGAGUCCUGCUUGACUGGCAAAGACGCUUGAGUAUUAUUAAAGGAAUUGCACGGGGGCUCUUGUAUCUUCAUGAAGAUUCUCGUCUUAGAAUUAUUCACAGGGAUCUCAAAACAAACAACAUUUUGCUUGAUUAUGAGAUGAAUCCGAAGAUAUCAGACUUUGGAAUGGCUAGGAUUUUCGAUGGAAAUCAAAGCGAGGCUAACACGAAUAGAAUUGUCGGAACUUAUGGAUACAUGGCCCCAGAGUAUGCUAUGGCGGGACUUUUUUCCGUAAAAUCCGAUGUUUUUAGUUUUGGAGUGUUGCUGUUAGAGAUUAUCAGUGGGAAAAAAAACUCUGCCUUUCAUCUUUCAGAAGAAGGCGAAAGCCUUUCCACUUUUGCAUGGAAACUGUGGUCUGAUGGUCAAGGCCUGGAAUUGAUGGACCCUAUGCUAGAGAAAUCAAGCGUGGCAACUGAGGUGCUGAGAUGCAUCCACAUUGGGCUGCUCUGCGUGCAAGAGGAUCCAGCAGAUAGACCCACAAUGUCAUCUGUGCUUCAUAAGUUGGCAAGCGAUACCAUAACACUCCCUAUCCCUAAACAGCCAGCAUUUUCUAUCGGCCGAUUUGUUGCCAUGGAAGGUCAAUCCUCAAAUCAGAAAGUUUGUUCUGCCAAUGAAUUAACCCUUUCCGUUUUAUCACCACAGUGACUGUAAAUUAAGUUUUAAAUUUAAGAGAAUGAAGUUGUAGCUCCUUCGACUGUUUUUCUUGACAAACACAGACAUUUCCAGACAGAUAUAAACAUAUCUUCUUGAUUUGUUUUUCUUCGCA